Paramacrobiotus metropolitanus is the source of this 2124-nucleotide messenger RNA. Its product is annotated as NFU1 iron-sulfur cluster scaffold homolog, mitochondrial-like. Gene Ontology annotation, cellular component: mitochondrion. Gene Ontology annotation, molecular function: iron ion binding; iron-sulfur cluster binding. NCBI's taxonomy places the organism in Eukaryota, Metazoa, Tardigrada, Eutardigrada, Parachela, Macrobiotidae. Gene Ontology annotation, biological process: iron-sulfur cluster assembly. The record is from RefSeq and is a predicted model, not a curated record. The transcript is spliced from 5 exons. Bases 233 to 1141 code for a protein of 302 amino acids.
UUCGAAUUCGACACAUCUCAAACGUUUGUCAUUAUUAUUAUAUUAUUAUUAAUUUUAUUAAGUACCUAUUUUUACAGUUAAUUGGUUUGUUUCCCUUGCGGCCUUGCCAGUUGUUAGUCGCUGAAAGUACUGUACUUGCAGACCAUCAAACACUAAGAACUACAGUUUCUGAUCCCUGUACAAACUGAGUAUCUGCUCAGGGUUAUCUUCACCAGCUCUGGAUCUUCCGGGAAUGCCACUUGUCACUUGUGCCCCAAAUCUUCUGACUAUCAUGAUUUCGCGUCGUAUCCUUCGGGAUCUUCACCGCUUACCUGGUGUUUCGAGAACAGAGCGGACACGACCGGGACCAAGCUCAGCGGAAAUUCGUAACAGUUAUUAUGGAACAUUUGACGGAUUUUCAAUUAGACGAUGUUAUGCAACAAAGACCCGGGUCGCUAAUAUUAGAAAUCAAAAUUUUCCGUGUUUUUCGCGGGUGAACACUUGUGCAUUGUUCACUGGAUUUUCGCCAGUAAGAACCAUGUUUAUCCAGACCCAGGAUACACCAAAUCCAAAUAGUCUAAAAUUUCUUCCCGGAAGAACGGUCAUGGAAUCGGGAACUGCUGAUUUUCCUACCGAGGCCAAAGCAGCGCGGUCGCCUCUUGCGAGAUUGUUAUUCAAAAUCGAAGGCGUGAAAUCGGUGUUUUUCGGCUCGGACUUUAUAACAAUUACGAAAAUGGACGACGAAGUAGACUGGAAAGUUCUGAAAGCGGAAAUAUAUGCUGUGAUCAUGGAUUUCUUUGCAAGUAACCUUCCCAUAUUACAUGAAGAAGAACCUUCUGCUCAGGAUACCAAGGUUACUGAGGAGGACGAUGAAACCGUCGCCAUGAUUAAAGAGCUGAUCGAAACACGAAUCCGUCCCACCGUACAGGAAGACGGCGGCGAUAUCAUUUACAAGGGUUUUAAAGAUGGCAUCGUGCAGUUGAAACUUCAGGGCGCUUGUUCCACAUGUCCCAGCUCGGUUGUCACUCUCAAACAAGGCGUGCAGAACAUGUUGCAGUUUUACAUACCGGAAGUGAUGGGAAUUGAAGAGGUCAAAGAUGAAGUGGAUGACCUCGCGGCAAAAGAAUUUGAGAAAUUCGAGAAAAAGAUCGGUGAAAGUUAGUGUCAGUGGUCCUUAGUUUUACACUUUGCAGUGAUGGGCUCGAAAUGGAAAGUGUUGACUUUCCAGUUUGACUUUCGCACCACGGAGGAUUGUAAGCGCGCGCACAGACCUUUGUGAGUGUAUAGAAGCGUAUUUUGUGAAAUUUACGUUGAAAAAAAUAAUAGUUCACACUUCACAGAGCUUCUUUUUGCGAUCUACAGUUAAGCAGGUGACUGGAUUGCUUGAGAGAAUUGGUACAGUGCCAAAAAGAAAAAGCAAGAAAUAAAUAAUACUUACUCCGAAUAAGAAAGCGCGGUUUAGUAAUUUUUAGUGUUAAAAACUUAAAAUGAUAAAAGUCAUAUUAACAGCAAACAACAAGGGUUUAUCACAUUUAAAAUAAGACACUGGUUGGAAGUGGUUCAUAGAGGAUUUUCUUGCAAUCCACAGAUCAAAAACGCUUGAGGGUCGGGAAAAGCGUGGUUUACACUUUACAACUCGUUCCGCCGGUUUUCAAUGCGGCGCUGGAUUUCCGUCUCCAGUUUUUCCGUUUUUUGUGCGAAGUGCUUAGCCUUCGAUUCCAGAUCCAGUCUUUCCUGGCUUUUCUCACCGCCUUUGCCCAAAGCACUAGGGUGCUUCUUUCCAUUUCCCGUUUGAAUUUCGUCGUUGAAAUUUUUGAGCUUCUGCAACUUCUUUUCGAAAUGUUGCAGUUCAUUCUGUAGAAAGAAUGCAAGUUAGCCAACAAGUACGGCACGCACGUCGCGGAAAACAAUUACCCUUAAAGAAAGCAGCUCCUCUCGAUCAAACCCGGCACCAACGGCCUGAUUCCAUAGCUCUUCUACUCGGUCUUCUUUGAAAUUAAAUUCGCUUAAAUCUUGGGUGUGCCUGUUUACUCGUUCCUUCAAGUUUCCGUAGUUCUUUGUAAGAUCUUUGAGCUUUUUGUCCAGUUCCACCGUUUCCUCUUUCGGAGUGGCGCUCGGCAUGGGAACCUGAUCUUCCAGUUCGGA